Messenger RNA from Engraulis encrasicolus (European anchovy), 2341 nucleotides. It is a transcript of the gene tm4sf1, whose product is annotated as transmembrane 4 L six family member 18. The transcript has 4 exons. NCBI's taxonomy places the organism in Eukaryota, Metazoa, Chordata, Actinopteri, Clupeiformes, Engraulidae. Gene Ontology annotation, cellular component: membrane. The coding region runs from base 585 to 1178 and encodes 197 amino acids. The record is from RefSeq and is a predicted model, not a curated record.
CACACACAUGCACGCACCAUUGACAGUCUAUGGCACACACACACACACACACACGCACGCACACACACUCUGAGUCCUUGAGCCCCCACCCAUCGGUCUCCUCUGGAAAGUCACACUCUCUCCUCUCUCUCCUCUCUCUCUCUCUCCUCUCUCUCUCUCUCUUUCUCUCCUCUCUCCUCUCUCUCUCCUCGCCCUUCUUCCGCCUGUGGGGGUCAGUGUGCCCAGAAUGGAAGCCUCUGCGUCACAUCCCUGUGGCCUCUGAGAGCCGGGCCGGGCCAGGAGGUGGAGGGUCCACUUAAAAACCUACAAACACUGCUUUUGCCCUCACAGUUUCCUUCCUGGAUUACAGCAGUGGACACAGACCAGGCCAGACCCUGGGAGAACCCCACCGCAUUUUUUCCUCCUCCUCCUCCUCCUCCUCCUCCCCCUUCUCAACCUCCUCACCCUUUUUUUCAAAUUUCCUCAGUCUCUUUCACUCCCUCCCUCACUCACUCACAUACUCACUCACUCACACACUCACUGACACGGCUACAGAGAGACGCACACACACACGCACACACAAACGCACUUUGCCAUUCGUCGUGAUGUGCUCCUUCGGUUUUGCCCGCUCCCUGGGCUUUGCCCUCAUCCCCCUGGCGACCUGCUGCAUCGUGGCCAACAUCCUGCUCUUCUUCCCCGGCGGGGCCACCAACUACGUCCAGGACAACCACGUCUCCCUCUUCCCCUGGCUCUUCAUGGGGAUAGGCGGGGGAGGCAUUGCGGUCUUCCUGCCGGCAGCUGUAUUCCUAAGCAUGGGGAAGUGUGCAUCCAACUGGGUUACUGACAGUUGUGCUAUGUGUGGCUCGGUGCUGGCCUCUCUGGUGGGGCUGGCUGGCUCGGCGUACUGCUUCGUGGUGUCCAUGCUGGGACUACUGAAGGGCCCCUACUGCUUCACCAGCUUGGGAUGGGCCUACCCCUUCGACGACGACACCGCCGGCAGUUACCUGUUCGACAGAGACCGCUGGAUCAAGUGCAUCCAGCCCGUAAACGUUGUGGAGUGGGACGUCACGCUGCUCUCCAUCCUGGUGGGCCUGAGUGUGCUGGAGUUCAUCAUCCUGUUCCUGCAGCUGGUCAACGGGAUGGUGAACGCUGUGUGCCGACCCUGCUGCUACAAGCAAGAGUACAGCCUGAACGCCUGAACAGAGUCCAGCCUAGAGUAUACAGUACUAUAUGCUUAGCCAAUGAAGAGAGGUCCUCUUUUUAAAAAGAGCCUCUGUGUGUGUUGAGUAUAGACGUGUGUGUGUGUGUGUGUGUGUGUGUGUGUGUGUGUGUGUGUGUGUGUGUGUGUGUGUGUGUGUGUGUGUGUGUGUGUGUGUGUGUGUGUGUGUGUGUGUGUGUGUGUGUGUGUGUGUGUGUGUGUGUGUGUGUGUGUGUGUGUGUGUGAAAAUGAGAGGAGUGAGAGAGAGAGAGAGUGCGUGUUUGCGGUUUUGUCUGAGCAUAGUCCACCCUACAAUUUACAGUAUAUGCUUAACCAGUGAAGAGAGACUACUUUUUAAAAGAGGCUUUGUGUGUGUGUGUGUGCGUGUGCGUGUGUGUGCGUGCGUGCAUGCGGGUAUGAGUGUGCGUGUGUGUGCCUGCGAGUGUUUGUGUGCAGGGGCGUACCAAUAAAUUAGCUGCUCUGUUCAUCAGAGUUUAUCUGUAAUCUUGUGAUCCACACUGCUUAUCCCGGAUAUACCUUGGAAUUCUGGAUCUCGUUGAUGAACUUGACCUACUAAAGGCCGAAGGCGCCCAAGGCUUAUUUUCAGUAGGGCAACCCUCCCCUGUAGGAUUUCUCUCAUUCUUUUCAGGAUUUCCACUGCACUUCAACAAACUAGUGCACAAACAUGUACUACGGUAGCCACUGAUUCUCUUGACUGCACCAUGCGUGGCCCUGGCAAAGUCCGGGUCAACUUCAUUAAUCACCCCAGAUAUAUAAAAAACAGCUGCCUGCCUGGCCUGGUGACAAGAGGCACCUCUGUUUGGAGGUCUCAUGGAAGUGGUAUGGUAUGCGAAUGGAAGAGGAGGAAACAAGUGGCUCCUGAUGUAGGUGUCUUCUCUUGUUGAAGUGCUUCCUUGUAUAGGCCCAACCGGAGUGUAUCCACCUUGUGAUAUUCACAGAUCGUUUCAUGCAAGCACAAGGUCUUUUUUGUAUGAUAUUCCUGUUUGUUUUGUAUGCUUGUUCCUCAUUUGUAAGAGCUGACGUCGUAUUGUAACUUAUUUUUUAAAUCCUUGGUGUUAGAUAUGUGUGAAAUAUGCAAUAUUUUUAUAAUGGUUAUUCUCUCCAAUUAAAGAAAGUUUUUCAGUCUUUGCAUACUAUUGAAAA